GGAACCCGCGCCGGUUACGAGACCGGCUGGAAGCAGUGGCAGAGUUUCAGAGCAGCCCAAGGAGAGUCGCCCUGGCUGGAGGGACGUGACCGCGAGGAGCGACACGCUAACGAGGAGGCACUGUUGGGCUUCGUCGUCGUGUUGGCUAAGGUGCUGAAGCGCACGGAGGGCACGGUCAAGCAGAAGUUGUUCGCGGUGCGCUUCGCCCGCCUCGCG
Molecule: messenger RNA, 216 nt
Organism: Prorocentrum cordatum
Lineage: Eukaryota; Dinophyceae; Prorocentrales; Prorocentraceae
Source: the annotation of a GenBank genome assembly